AUGACCUUGACCUUGAGCAGGGGAGAGAGGCGUGCUCAGGGCCCUUCCCUUCCUUCCUUCCUUCCUUCCUUCCUUCCUUCCUUCUUCCUUCUGGCCUUUGCAGGGAGAUACACCGAGGAGGAGAAGCGGCUGAGCAAAAUGGUGAUGCGAUACUGGGCCAACUUUGCACGCAGCGGGAACCCCAACGGCCAAGGGCUGGUGGAGUGGCCCCGCUACGACCAGGAGGAGGGCUACCUGGAGCUGGGCUUGGAGCCAAGAGGAGCCCACAAGCUGAAGCAGAGCAAAGUCGACUUCUGGCUGAAGACCCUGCCGGAGGAGAUGAGGGAGAAGGAGGAAGAGGAGGAGAGGAAGACACACCAAGAGCUGUAGGCAAGGGAGGGGCGGCCACAGAGGAGAACAUGGCGUCUCUAGGAAGGAGAAGGAGGACGAGGAAGAGGAGGAGGAUGAAAAGGAGGAGGAGGAAGAGGAU
Molecule: messenger RNA, 469 nt
Organism: Anolis sagrei ordinatus
Lineage: Eukaryota; Metazoa; Chordata; Lepidosauria; Squamata; Anolidae
Source: RefSeq, a predicted model, not a curated record